Molecule: messenger RNA, 2208 nt
Organism: Sesamum indicum (sesame)
Lineage: Eukaryota; Viridiplantae; Streptophyta; Magnoliopsida; Lamiales; Pedaliaceae
Product: beta-1,4-xylosyltransferase IRX14
Biological process (GO): glucuronoxylan biosynthetic process; plant-type secondary cell wall biogenesis
Cellular component (GO): Golgi membrane
Molecular function (GO): galactosylgalactosylxylosylprotein 3-beta-glucuronosyltransferase activity; xylosyltransferase activity
Source: RefSeq, a predicted model, not a curated record
CCAUGUCCGAUUUUUCACUUAAUUUUACAAAUUCCCCCCUUUUUCCUUUCCUAAUCAACAUUUUAUAUUUCCUUUCCGCCCCCGAUUUCCGUGGGGUUUUGAUCUGUUGUGGGGAAUUGAAGAAGCUGAUGAUGAAAUGGAAAUGGAAGCUGACAGUGAGCUAACAAUUGAAUCGUGAACUUAAAGAAAUCUCGUCAUUAAUCUCCCAACCAACCCCGUUUCUUCCAAGACACUCCGACACCCAUUUCGCUUUUUGGUUGUUUUACUCACCCAAUUUUGAGUCUUGUAAAUAAUAGCAGUUGUUGGGUUGUUGGCGGAGGAGGAAGAGAAGAAACCCGGAAGAAAAAGAGGACGGAAUGAAGCAGCUGACGGCGUUGCAGCAGCAGGGCCGCCGGAGCAACAGCUUCCGGAACGCAUCCUCGCCUCUGGACGCCACUGUAGAUGGAGCAAUCAAAUCGCCCGCGACGAUUUUUUGGCUAGUCCUCCAUGGGCUUUGCUGUUUAAUUAGCUUAGUCCUGGGCUUUCGAUUUUCUCGCCUCGUGUUUUUCCUCCUUUUCUCAACUUCUUCCUCUCCUUCCGCCACCACUAUAUACUCGGCCCUUCAAACAACGUUGCCGUCUUCCGGAGUUACGUCGACGCCGGAGAGGAAUGUUUCCGCCGGCACCGGUGGGAGUAGAGUGGUGGUGGGGAGGCAUGGGAUACUAAUAAGGCCGUGGCCGCAUCCGGAUCCGGAGGAGGUGAUGAAAGCACACAGGAUAAUUGAGACGGUUCAGACAGAGCAGAGGUCUCUGUACGGGGUUAAGAAUCCUAGAACUGUGAUUGCCAUCACGCCAACUUAUGUUCGUACUUUCCAGACGCUGCAUCUCACUGGUGUGAUGCAUUCUUUGAUGAAUGCGCCCUAUGAUCUCAUUUGGAUCGUAGUGGAAGCUGGUGGGGCCACCAAUGAAACCGCCUCCCUGAUUGCCAAGUCCGGAUUGAGAACAAUCCACAUCGGAUUCAAUGGGAAAAUGCCUGUUUUGUGGGAGGACAGACAUAAACUAGAAUCAAGAAUGAGACUGCAUGCUUUGAGAAUAGUUAGAGAACAGAGGUUAGAUGGGAUUGUGAUGUUUGCAGAUGAUAGCAACAUGCAUACUUUGGAGUUGUUUGAUGAGAUCCAGAAUGUGAAAUGGGUAGGUGCAGUUUCGGUUGGAAUUCUUGCACAUUCGGGUGGUUCUGAAGAAGGAGAAUUAUCGAUGGUCCAAAGAGAUAAUAAUGAAACAGAUGAAAAGAAAUCAGAGGUGCCUGUGCAAGGUCCGGCUUGUAAUUCUUCGAACCAUUUGGUGGGGUGGCACACCUUCAAUACGUUGCCGUAUUUGGAGAGGAGUGCAAGGUAUAUUGGUGAUAGGGCAGUUGUGCUGCCAAGGCAGCUGGAGUGGGCUGGGUUUGUAUUGAAUUCAAGAUUGGUGUGGGAGGACAAACUGGAGAAGCCAGUUUGGGUUAAGGAAUGGGAAGAUGUUGAUAGGGAUGGGGAAGAUGUUGAAAGUCCAUUGUCCUUGUUAAAGGAUACUUCAGUAGUAGAGCCUCUUGGUAGCUGUGGACGCAAAGUUUUGUUAUGGUGGCUACGUGUAGAGGCAAGGGCUGACAGCAAAUUCCCUGCUAGAUGGAUAAUUGAUCCUCCAUUAGAUAUCACUGUCCCGGCAAAACGCACUCCAUGGCCAGAUGUUCCUCCUGAACUCCCGUCUUCUGCUGAAAAGGUGGUCACUAUUCCUGAGAGCACGGAGAAGCGCCCAACCAAGAGCGGGUCAAGAAGAAAACGCAGCUCCCGUAGCAAGAGGAAGCACAGUGCAAAAGUGUUAGAUGACCGUCUUUCUACAAGGAAUCCUGGAGAUAAUUAGAAACUUUUUCAUCAGUAAUAUCUCAGAUUUUGUACCACUCUGUGAAUUACUCAUCGUGGUUAUGGGCAAACCUUCCGCGUCACAAGCUCAGAGCCAUGAAGACAGGACUUCUCAUCUUUCUUCAUGAGUACUGGAAGGCAUAUGUUACAUAUACAAUAGCAGUUGAUAAAUACAUAUAAAUUUCUGUCUUGUGCCAUGAAGUAUUUCUUAAUCCAAUUCUUUUCCCUCCAUUUUUGCUGACUAGUUUUCUCGUUUUGUACUAGAGUUUUCUCUUAGUUCUGUUAUAUUUACUGCUUGGUGGAAUGUGCACUUACUUUCUACCAAGUUUUAUGCA